CCACUUCUUCUUCACUUCUCUCCUUUGUUUCUCCUCUUCUUUCUCUCUGUCAAGAAUUCAAGAUAUUCUCUCUUUUUUGUUCAAGACAAGAAAGACAGGAGUGGUUCUUGUAAAGAAAGAAACAAAGAUCAAGACAUAAGAAAGACAAGAUGUUGUUAGGGAAAAGACCGCGUCCUCCAAUGAAAAGAACAACAAGUUUAUCAGAGAUCACUUUUGAUCUUGAUACCAAUGGCAGCUGUGAAUCAGCUCAACAGGCCGCCGGUUUUGGUGGUGAUGGAACUGGUACUGGCGGCGGCCAGCAGCAGCUAGAUCAACGGUUCUUGGCUGCUGCCACCAUUUCACCUAGAAACCAUAGAAGAGCUUCUGCCGAUUUCUUGGAAACUGCUCAUUUUUUGAGGUCUUGCUCUCUUUGCCAUCGCCGUUUGGUCACCGGUCGUGAUAUCUAUAUGUACAGAGGGGACAGUGCGUUUUGCAGUCUAGAGUGCAGGCAGCAGCAAAUGAAUCAAGAUGAGAGAAAAGAGAAGUGUUCAUUAGCUUCCAAGAAAGAAGUUACAUCCUCCACCGUCGCCGGAGCAGAUGUCUCCGCCAAAGGAGAGACGGCUGCUGCUUUGUGGGGUCACGUACCAUUCAAACACCAUCCAGCUAAUAGCCCUCUUAAUUAUAUAUAAAAAAUAUAUAUGUCUAAAGUGUAGAAUUAUAUGCAUAUGGGGUUUGAGAGGCAAGCUAUACAUAUGUAUAUAUCUUUCUCGUAUGCAAAGAGAAAAAAGAAAAAAAAAAGAAGAAGGGCGUUUUGAAGCUGUUAUUUUAUGUGGACCCACAGCUCACACAAUUAAGCACCAGCAGCAGCAGCUCCAAUCUGUAAUUCUUCCUUAGUGGGUUUUUCUUUUGUCUAAAUAUCACUUCUUUAGUUUUGUCUUGGCAAGUAAAGGGAAGAAAAUUGCAGAUUCA
Molecule: messenger RNA, 948 nt
Organism: Ricinus communis (castor bean)
Lineage: Eukaryota; Viridiplantae; Streptophyta; Magnoliopsida; Malpighiales; Euphorbiaceae
Product: FCS-Like Zinc finger 5
Exons: 2
Coding region: 150-668 (172 amino acids)
Source: RefSeq, a predicted model, not a curated record